Molecule: messenger RNA, 1110 nt
Organism: Hyaloscypha bicolor E
Lineage: Eukaryota; Fungi; Ascomycota; Leotiomycetes; Helotiales; Hyaloscyphaceae
Product: putative monooxygenase moxC
Exons: 4
Coding region: 1-1110 (369 amino acids)
Molecular function (GO): oxidoreductase activity, acting on paired donors, with incorporation or reduction of molecular oxygen; monooxygenase activity
Source: RefSeq, a predicted model, not a curated record
AUGGCGGCAGUUACUCAAUCUGUUUCCUUUGGCAUAACCGGUAGCACUUCGUAUCUCACUCGGUACGAAGAGGCACAUGAGUAUAUGGAUCUAAUGUAUUCACUAUGGGAAGGAUCAUGGGAAGACGGAGCUCAAAUCUGGGACCCUGAGACAGGUGCAUAUGACCCGAACAAGAUCCACAAGAUUACCUUCAAUGGGAAAUACCACAGUACUUCAGCAUACCAACAGACUCACCCAUCGCCUCAAAGGACCCCGGUCUUGUUUCAAGCUGGUUCAUCGAAAGCUGGGAAAGCAUUUGGAGCAAAACACGCCGAAGCUCUCUUCAUCGGUGGCCGAACACCCGCAGGAGUAGCUCCAUUAGUUAAAGAAAUGCGAGUCGCAGCCACGGCAGAAGGACGCGACCCAUCCGAGCUCAAGUUCUUCCCCAUGAUAACACCUAUCAUCGGCAAGACUCUCGAAGAAGCGCAAGCAAAGCGUAAAGAGCUCGAAAAGUACGCCGAUUGCCGAGGUGGCCUCGUCAAAGUCAGCUCAUUUUUGAACACAGAUCUGAGUAAAUAUCCGCUCGACGAGCCGUUUGAGAUCGAUGGUGCCGAUGCUUCGAUUCACACGAUGCUGGAGGCGCUGAAGGCGGUUAGUUCGGGUGGGCAGAGGUUGACUCCUAGACAGCUGGGGGCCGAGUUUGCGUUCUGUGGGUUUGGAGAUAUGCCGACGGGGACGCCGGAGAUGAUUGCGGAUCGGAUUGAGGAGUGGGCUAACGUGGGGGAUAUUGAUGGGUUCAAUCUUGCUUACGUCUCCAAUCCUGGCUCAUACGAAGAUAUCGUCGAAUAUCUAGUCCCAGUCCUCCAAAAGCGGCGACUGAUGUGGGCAGAUUACGCAGUACCUGGUGGAACUUUCAGAGAGAACUUGCACGGAAGACCAGGGAAGCCGUACUUGCCAGAUGAGCAUCAAGCAGCGAAAUUCAGAUACAACAAGCUCAAGGAGACGGCGGAGGUUGAUGAGUUUGGCAAUGUCACGAUUAACAGAGCUCCGGAAGAGAGGGAGCAGAUUGUCAAUGGCUUGGAGAACUUGAAAGUAAGUGAAAAGGUAGCGGAGGUUGAACUCAAAGUUUGA